Physeter macrocephalus (sperm whale) is the source of this 1065-nucleotide messenger RNA. RefSeq names its product mucin-12. The transcript is spliced from 11 exons. Lineage: Eukaryota; Metazoa; Chordata; Mammalia; Artiodactyla; Physeteridae. The record is from RefSeq and is a predicted model, not a curated record. Bases 1 to 1065 code for a protein of 354 amino acids.
AUGACAACAAGGCAGUGCUACAAUGGGGCCACUUGGAACGGAGAAGAAUGUGCCUGUACCCAAGGCUACUCUGGUUACCAGUGUCAGUCCCCCCUGGAAUACUUAUUCAUAGAAACCCCGGAAAAAAUCAAUGCCACUGUAGAACUGAGUGUAAAAGUAACGAACAGAAAUUUCACAGAAGACCUAAAUAAUGUAUCCUCCCCUAUAUACCUGAGUUUUGUUCAACUAUUCAAGAGUCAGAUGGAUAAAGCUUACAGGAGCAAAGACUUUCCAGAAUACAGAGGCGUGAUCAUUAGGAAACUACUCAAAGGCAGCGUCGUGGUGGAACAUGAAGUCGUCAUGGAGGCAGACUUCACUUCAGAGUUUCAGGAGCUGUUUGCAAACCUCACUAAGAUCAUAAAGGCCAAGGUUAUGAAUGAGACCAGAGAGCUAUCCAGUAAUUCUAAAGAGUGCAAAAACACCUCACUCCUGUGCUACAGUGAGGAGGACACCUUCGUGAAUGAGACCGUGAAGCUCGGCUUUGACCUGCAAGAGCAAUGCACUCAGAAGGCUGCGAAGGAAUUAGCUCAAUUCUACUAUGUGGAUGUUCUGGAUGGGAAGCUGGCCUGUGUGACCAAGUGCACCCCGGGGACGAAGUCGCAAAUGAACUGCCACCACGGCAGGUGCCAGCUUCAGCAAAGUGGCCCCCAUUGCCUGUGCCUGAACUCGGACACGCACUGGCACUGGGGAGAAAACUGUGAAUUUAGCACCAGGAAAAGCAUGGUGUAUGGGAUCGUAGGGGCCGUGGUGGUGCUACUGGUGGUCUCGGUGGUGGUCCUGGCCAUCUUACUCAGCCAAUCCCAGAGAAGACUGCACAGGCAAGAGCACGGCCUGUUUCGAGCCUGGCAAGAAGAAGAUGUCCUUGGCAAUUUCCAGAACACAGGCGUCUGGGAAGGUCAGAAUCUGCAGGGGGACACGUUUGGCCUUGAAAAUGUCUACAGCCAUUUCCAGCCUUCCCUGCAGAGCGUGGACCCCACCACAGAGCUCCACAUUCAGAGGCCCACGGUGGUGACAACUGCUCAGUGA